GGGAGCAUUAUUCCACAUUAUACCUGGCCCGCGAGAGAGAAGGGCAGGGGAGGGGCUUUUUGUCCUCGAACCCGCCCGGGGCGGGCGUGACGGGAGCCAGGUAGAGAGCUGGGACCACGGGGCACUAUGAAUGAAGAGCAGUUUGUUAACAUUGACUUGAAUGAUGAUAAUGUUUGCAGCGUGUGUAAACUGGGAACAGAAAAAGAAACACUUUCAUUUUGCCACGUCUGUUUUGAGUUAAACAUUGAAGGGGUACCAAAGUCCAGUCUUCUACACACAAGAUCAUUAAGGGGGCACAGAGACUGCUUUGAAAAAUUCCAUUUAAUAGCAAAUCAGGACUGCCCGCGGUCAAAACUCUCCAAAAGUACCUAUGCAGAAGUAAAAAGUAUCUUGAGCAAAAAAAUUAACAGGAUUAUACAGUAUGCACAAAACAAAGAUUUGGAUUCUGAUUCAGACAGCACAAAAACUUCUCAACACCAGCUUUUUAACGUCAGACAUCAGACAGACAGAAAACUGCUUCCACAAUUUGACUCCCAAGUACCCAGAUACUCUGCAAAAUGGAUAGAUGGAAGUUCUGGGAGUAUCUCAAAGUGUUCGCAAAGUAUUUUGGAACAAAAAGAAUCUACUGAUUUCAGACUUGAUAUGUUGCAAGAAACAGGAGCUACAUUCUGUUGCAAGAGUGUUUUAUGGCCUAGUUGCAACCAAGCAUCGAAGACAGAAAAAGCUAAAAGUGAUUCAGAUGCCAAUGCCCAAAGACAACAUCCCCGAUACAGCAGGGACGAAUUGAAUAUGAUGACUUCUGAAGAGGUAGAGCAACUGAAUGAAAAACUCCUCAAGCAAAUCCAGGAUGUUUUUGAAGAGCUGACUCGGGAAGUGCAAGAAAAGGAUUCUUUGGCCUCAGAACUCAACGUCCGCCACAUUGCUAUUGAGCAGCUGCUUAAGAACUGUUCCAAAUUACCAUGUCUACAGGUGGGAAGAGCAGGAAUGAAAUCAAAUGUCCCCAUGUAAGAUCCUCAUUCCAUUUACAAGUAUUAACUUUCCUUAACAGUUCCAUUAAAUAAAGCUGCACAGACUUCUAGGAGCUUUUGGGGAAAUGAUGAACAAAAUUUUUCUUCAAACUUAAAUAAAAUUUGUAUGCAACAGCUUUUGGAUGCUAACAAAUGCAAGUGUUUAGAUGUUAAAAUCUACUGCUUUCGUUCACUCUGGACAUAGUUUUUCAUGCACAAUUGGCAGUGUCCCCUGAAGCAGGUGUUAUGUCUUACUGAUACAGAAAUAUUUGUUCAAUAACAGAAUGACCAAGAGAGCUUUACAAGGAUAGCAGUAUUCAUGAAAUUCCUUAUUUAUUAUGAGCAAUAUUUUAUUAUUGAAAUUUUAUACUGAACAAAAGUUACUAUUUUAGGUACUUUUUCAAAUCUCUUUAUAAAAUGUUUGAAUGAUUCUGUGUAACAUUUAUGCCUUGUGUAUGGUACUUUCAUGAUGCAGAUGUUUAAAAAAACCCUGUUUUCUAAAGACAAAUUUAUUUCCCAUUAAACAAAUUGUGAUGGUGUAUCACUUUUUAGCAACUUUAUAAUUCAAGAAAGUGAUUUCAUCAGGCAUGGAUUGUAUCUUCCGGUAGAAUAAACUUAAGCACAGCACCUCUUUUUUGAAAUUCCAUAUUAUGGUUUUAGUGUAUGGAGUUGAUUUUUGUAUAUGUGAAAUAUUUUUCAAUGCUUAAUAAAAGUAUAUGGCUUCAAAGAAACUGAAUAAACCUGAAAUACCUCA
Molecule: messenger RNA, 1761 nt
Organism: Gopherus evgoodei (Goodes thornscrub tortoise)
Lineage: Eukaryota; Metazoa; Chordata; Testudines; Testudinidae
Gene: C1H21orf91
Product: chromosome 1 C21orf91 homolog
Exons: 5
Coding region: 127-1008 (293 amino acids)
Source: RefSeq, a predicted model, not a curated record